This is a messenger RNA of Thamnophis sirtalis, 2107 nucleotides long. NCBI's taxonomy places the organism in Eukaryota, Metazoa, Chordata, Lepidosauria, Squamata, Natricidae. The record is from RefSeq and is a predicted model, not a curated record.
UAUACAUCUGCGUUGACCCACGAUGCAAUCCUUGUCAUAGCGGAAGCGUUCCGGUACCUCCGAAGGCAGCGGGUAGAUGUAUCCCGGAGAGGAAGUGCUGGAGAUUGUUUAGCAAACCCAGCCGUGCCUUGGAGCCAAGGGAUUGAUAUUGAGAGAGCAUUGAAGAUGGUUCAGGUUCCAGGAAUGACAGGAAAUAUCCAGUUUGACACCUAUGGACGUAGAACCAAUUACACAAUUGAUGUGUAUGAAAUGAGACCUGGCGGGCCACGGAAGGCUGGUUAUUGGAAUGAAUAUGAACGAUUUGUGCCUGCAAUUGAUUCUACUGUGUCCAACGAUACGUCCUCAGUUGAGAACAGAACCAUUGUGGUGACUACCAUCCUUGAAGCACCCUAUGUCAUGCGCAAGCAGUCACCUGACCAGAAGGAAGGGAAUGAGAAAUACGAAGGGUAUUGUGUUGACCUCGCUUAUGAAAUUGCAAAACAUGUUGGGAUUAAAUAUGUCCUGUCCAUUGUUCCUGAUGGGAAGUAUGGAGCAAAGGACCCUGAGACUAAAAUGUGGAAUGGCAUGGUGGGUGAGCUGGUCUAUGGGAGAGCAGAUAUAGCUGUGGCCCCAUUGACUAUAACCUUGGUCCGAGAAGAAGUCAUAGAUUUUUCCAAACCUUUUAUGAGCUUGGGCAUUUCUAUCAUGAUCAAGAAGCCCCAGAAAUCUAAACCGGGGGUCUUCUCCUUUCUGGAUCCUUUGGCCUAUGAAAUUUGGAUGUGUAUAGUCUUUGCGUACAUUGGCGUCAGCGUAGUUCUCUUUCUAGUCAGCCGAUUCAGUCCUUACGAGUGGCAUUUGGAAGAUAACCAGGAAGAGCCUCGCGACCCUCAGAAUCCACCUGAUCCUCCCAAUGAAUUUGGAAUAUUUAACAGCCUUUGGUUUUCCCUGGGUGCCUUUAUGCAGCAAGGAUGUGAUAUUUCUCCAAGGUCUCUCUCAGGGCGAAUCGUGGGCGGAGUUUGGUGGUUCUUCACCCUCAUCAUCAUCUCGUCCUACACCGCCAACCUGGCUGCCUUCCUCACGGUGGAAAGGAUGGUGUCACCCAUUGAAAGCGCGGAAGAUCUGGCUAAGCAGACCGAGAUUGCCUACGGGACAUUGGAUUCCGGUUCAACCAAAGAAUUCUUUAGAAGAUCCAAAAUUGCCGUCUAUGAGAAAAUGUGGUCAUACAUGAAGUCGGCAGAGCCCUCGGUGUUUGCCAAGACCACAGCCGACGGGGUGGCCCGCGUGAGGAAAUCAAAGGGAAAGUUUGCAUUCCUCCUCGAAUCCACCAUGAAUGAGUACAUUGAACAGCGAAAGCCCUGUGACACAAUGAAAGUUGGUGGGAACCUGGAUUCCAAAGGCUAUGGUGUAGCAACUCCUAAAGGCUCAGCAUUAAGGUGGGUGGAAUAAUAUAACAAUUUCCAUGUUGUUAUAGUAUUCCACCUACCCUGAUGUAUUGUGUUGUCUUUUUUUUUUCUUUUUUCUUUCUUGUGGAUUUGAGGUAAACAUAAACAGUUUUUUUUUUUAAAAAAAACAAAAAACGAAAAACAAAAUCUUUUUUUUAAAAAAUCCACAGUAUUCCGUGGAGUUAAAUACGAUGGUAAAUUACGGUUUUGUUGACCUGAAUGCAUCCAUAUAUAUUAUAUUUUUCCCCCUAAAUGUUCUCUCCGUGUUGUCCCUCCGGAUGGUUGCUGUUUGUUUGUUUGUUUGUUUGUUUAACUUGAUCGUCCAGUGGCUUUUUUCCCCCCCUCUCAAUUUUAAAUGUUCAAAGCCCGAGUUUAAAAACCACCCUAUGUGAUGAAUCUUAAAUUGCAUGUGGUGGUGUCCUCGUUGUGUUUUUCCUUUUCCCCCCCCUUCCUUUUUUCCCCUUCCUUCCUUCCUUCCUUCCUGCCUUCCUUCCUUCCUUCCUUCCUUCCUUCCUUCCUCUCUCUCUCUCAAGGAAGUCUCCCUCAUCCUGCACACCUCAAGAGUUUUCAGCAAAUGUUUAAAUAUCCUUCCAAUUUCAUCCCGCCAUUUGCUGUAACCAAUCCACGCUCUCUAGCGCCACCUCCCUGUGGGAAAAGAAAACGACACUCCGCUUAUUUUUUUUAAA